Molecule: messenger RNA, 1030 nt
Organism: Rubroshorea leprosula
Lineage: Eukaryota; Viridiplantae; Streptophyta; Magnoliopsida; Malvales; Dipterocarpaceae
Source: the annotation of a GenBank genome assembly
CAGUUAGAGAGAAUACCGGAUAUUGUUGCAACAACUCUAUACACUCUCCCCUUACCCUUUCCACCAUUUCCAUGGAUGUCAUCUUUGAACCCCAGAGGGGGAGACCCUUCUCCAUUGAAGUAGGUUUUUUUGAUACAGUCCUGGAAAUCAAAGAAAAGGUUCAAAAAUACCAGGGGAUCCCUGUUUCCAGGCAAACCCUAGUUUUCAAGGGUCAGGUUCUUCAAGAUGACCGGGACGUUGAGUACUGCGAACUCCUCCAGAAUUCACACGUUCAACUUGUGGUGGCACCGGAACCGGAUAAACCCCAAAUCAAGGCCGAACCACUUUCUCCGCCGCCGGCCAAGAAAAUCCAACUAAAAAUCAAUAUUCCUUCAUCAAAAACCUCUGUUCCUCUUGAAAUGGACGUUACCGACACCGUUUUGCGAUUGAAGGAAAAGAUUCACGAGAUGGAAUCUGUACCGGCAAACAGGGUAGUAGUCCAGUCUAGUGGAACUGAAUUGCAGGAUCAUCGAUUUUUGCGGGAUUUCGAGCUGCCGGAAAAUGCAGAGAUUGAUGUGAAUAUAAGGCCAUUACCAUCACCGACAUCUUCGGGGACGGGGUCGAAGAAGCUGAAGCUGAUGGUGUUGCCCAAGAGCGGGCCGAAUAAGAUACCGGUGGAGGUGAAUCCAUCGGAUAAUGUUAGUGAGUUGAGAAAGGAGCUGCAGAAGUUGCAGUCGAGGCUUCAGCUUCAUCUUCCACCGGAGGGAUAUUUCUUCAUUUACAAACAGAAUGUUAUGGACGACGAUCGCUCCUUCCGGUGGCACCAGGUCGGCCAAGGCGAUACGAUUGAGAUCUUCAAUGGCAGUGUUACUGGUGGAUCAUAAAAUUAUUUCUAUGUCCAAUGUUUAAUUUAAGGGAGCUGGGAUUAGUUUUUUUGGACUUAAUUUGAAUGAGAAAUAUCAUUGAGGUACUCUAGUAUAUUUUUGGGAAGAUUAGUCCUGUCUCAGUUAGGACUAGGAUGUUGUUUAGCUAAUUAACAGGUUUGAACUUU